AUGGGCGAGGCCGUCACUCUGGACAUGGGUUCGGCCGGGUUGAAGCCAAGGCCGUCGCUCGGGCCAUGGUCGAGGCCGUCACUCAGGACACGGGUGCAGCCGGCUAAAGUCAGGGCCGUCAUUCCAACCAUGGCCGAGGGCGUCACUCUAGACAUGGGUGAAACCGGGUUGCAAUCAAGGUCGUCACUCCGGCCAUGGCCAGGGCCGUCAUUCUGGGCACAACUGUGGCUGGGUGAAGCCAGGAUCGUCACUCCGGCCAUGGGUGCAACCAAGGUGCUAAGCCAAACGAACGUGGCCAAGUUGGAAUCAUCAUACCAGGCCCUUCCAUCUUCAUCAAUCGCAUGA
Messenger RNA from Prunus armeniaca (apricot), 345 nucleotides. The record is from the annotation of a GenBank genome assembly. NCBI's taxonomy places the organism in Eukaryota, Viridiplantae, Streptophyta, Magnoliopsida, Rosales, Rosaceae.